AAGAGCACUUAUGCGUAACGCUCGGUGGUGGUUGCGCAUGCCUCUUACUUCCGGUCGGGUGUACAGUCAUGCGCACUAACCUAUUUCACGUCUGCCUUGCAAGCGUGUAGUUGCACCUGGCAGUGGUGCUUCCAGCGAACUCGUCUGUUGUCCGUUGCACCGGUCUCACCCCUCUCCUCUACUUGUAGAAAGAUGUCGGUCAAAAGUAAGCGAUGGACCGUUGCGAAAAUGUUCGAAGGAGAACCCAAGAUGUCUGACUUCCAACUUGUGGAAGAGGAAAUUCCCACAGCUCUGAAGCCAGGAGAGGUUUUGGUGGAAGCGCUGUAUCUGACCGUGGAUCCCUACAUGAGAUGGAGGUCAUACGAAGCUGGAGAGACCCUCAUUGGCGAGCAAGUCGGAAGAAUCAAAGUAAGCAACAACUCCAACUUCCCGGAAGGCACUCUUGUGCUGGCGUACACCGGGUGGAGAACACAUUCUUUGGUGUCCAACACCGAGGAGAACACUUUCCUCGGUCCAAUUGUAAAAUCCCUUCCGGACUUUGGUGAACUGUCACCUUCUUUGGCCAUUGGCUGCUUGGGAAUGCCAGGACUGACAGCUUAUUUCGGAUUGCUGGAGCGAGGUGAAGUCAAGGCCGGCGAGACGGUGCUGGUCAGCGCAGCAGCAGGAGCUGUGGGCAGUGUGGUUGGACAGAUCGCCAAGAUCAAAGGCUGCAAAGUCAUCGGCUCCGCUGGAAGCGACGAGAAAUGCGAUUGGCUGAAAGAGAUCGGCUUUGAUCACGUGUUCAACUACAAGACACAAACAGUCGACGACGCGCUGACAGAGUUUGCACCUGAGGGAGUGGAUGUGUAUUUUGACAACGUGGGUGGAGACUUCACCUAUGAUGUCCUGAAAAGUCACAUCAAGUUUGGCGGACGAAUUGUCGCAUGCGGAUCUGUUUCUUCUUACAAUAAAUCGGAGGACGAAAGAACAGAGCGAAGCAUCGCAAAGUUUGUCAUCUACAAGGAGCUGAACAUCCGCGGAUUCAUCAUCGGCGCUCACGUCAAGCGCUUUGCGGAAGGCCUGAGUGAGAUGCUGCGGUGGGUCAGAGAGGGGAAGAUUAAAUACAAAGAAACCGUCACGGAAGGAUUUGAAAACAUGCCCAACGCCUUCAUCUCGCUCUUACGGGGCGGAAACAUUGGCAAAGCCCUUGUCAAAGUCUGAGAGUAUAAUGAAGACGGGAUCCACGUUUUGUCACGUGCUCAAGUGACGCCGUCGUCACGGUGUGCAAACUAUCGUCAAGUUCCUUCUUCACGCUGUUAUCGACACGUGACACCCAGAGGAGUUUUAUGCUAGUAAUUAAGGGUUAGGUGUAUCAGUUUGUUUCAUCGACUUUAUCAACAGGAACAAUUUUGAGCAGCAUACACUGACAAAAGCAUAAGGACUCAUCCGGAAAUGUAUUUUGUGAAAGUUUAAUGAUGCAGUGAAUGAAAUGAAACUUUGGGUAUUUGGUUUAUUGAGAUGGCGUUGAAUCUCGACCACCCAGAAAGAAAUACACGUCCUUUAUUUUU
Pomacea canaliculata is the source of this 1547-nucleotide messenger RNA. RefSeq names its product prostaglandin reductase 1-like. The coding region runs from base 193 to 1200 and encodes 335 amino acids. The transcript is spliced from 9 exons. Gene Ontology annotation, molecular function: 2-alkenal reductase [NAD(P)H] activity; 15-oxoprostaglandin 13-reductase [NAD(P)+] activity. The record is from RefSeq and is a predicted model, not a curated record. Gene Ontology annotation, cellular component: cytoplasm. Lineage: Eukaryota; Metazoa; Mollusca; Gastropoda; Architaenioglossa; Ampullariidae. Gene Ontology annotation, biological process: prostaglandin metabolic process.